GCAGUGCAAGUUAACAUGGCACCUGAAAUCCGUUAUACUAAGCUUUUCAUCAACAACGAGUGGGUGGACUCGAUAAGCGGCAAAACCUUCGACACCUAUAACCCUCACGAUGGUUCCGUUAUAGCUAAAGUAUCCGAGGGUGAUAAGGCGGACAUCGACCUAGCAGUAGCCGCUGCAAAGAAAGCCUUCGCCAGAAAUUCAGAAUGGCGCCUUAUGGACGCGCGGCAACGUGGAAAGAUCCUGAAUAGAUUUGCAGAUCUGGUUCAGGAAGAGGCCAGUUAUCUUGCAGAACUAGAGAGCUACAACAAUGGCAUGUUGUUGCAAUUAAGUAGCAGACUAACAAGCAAUGCGGUAGAUGGAAUCAGAUAUACUGCAAGUUUAGCGGACAAAAUUGAAGGCAGCACAAUCCCGGCUGAUGGAGAUGUAUUUUGCUACACCCUGAAGCAACCCGUGGGAGUAUGUGGUCUCAUCUUACCCUGGAAUGUACCAAUCCUCAUGUUCCUCAAUAAAGUCGUAACUGCGUUAGCUGCAGGUUGUACAACAGUCGUAAAGCCAGCUGAACAAACGCCCCUCACCGCCCUGUAUCUGGCAUCGCUUCUCCAGAAAGCGGGAGUGCCUGCUGGUGUGGUGAACAUCGUCAAUGGCUACGGGGAGACCGCUGGAGUUGCCCUAACCCACCACCCUGAUGUCGCCAAGAUUUCCUUCACUGGCUCGCUUGAAGUUGGCAAGUUGAUCCAACAAGCUGCUGGUGCCAAUAAUUUGAAACGAAUCACUCUGGAGUUGGGAGGGAAAAGCCCGCUUGUCAUCAUGAAUGACGCUGACUUGGCCACAGCCAUUCGAUUCGCAGCACUUGGUGUGUUCACACAUCAGGGUCAAAUAUGUAUCGCAGCAUCCCGUCUCUUCGUGCAGUCUGGUAUCUAUGACCAGUUCGUGAAGGGCGCCGUUGAAGUUGCUAAGACCUUGAAAAUCGGAAAUCCCUUCGACUCUCAAUCUCAGCAUGGACCUCAGAUUGACGAGGGUAUGAUGAAGAAGGUGCUAGGUUACAUUGAGAAGGGCAAGCAGGAGGGAGCCAAACUCCUGGUCGGCGGUAAGCAGGCUGGCAGCAAGGGUUACUACAUCGAACCUACUGUCUUUGCUGACGUCCAAGAUGACAUGACCAUUGCUAAAGAGGAAAUCUUCGGCCCAGUGCAAAGCAUCCUGAAGUUUGAAACAUUGGAUGAGGUGAUUGACCGCGCGAACGCAACCAACUAUGGUCUCGCAGCUGGUAUCUUCACCACCAACGUGAACAACGCCAUUCAGUUCGCUAAUAAUGUUGAAGCUGGUGUUGUUUGGGUUAAUAAUUAUAUGGGGGGAGGUGGGCAAGCGCCUUUCGGUGGUUUCAAGGAAUCUGGAAUUGGACGCGAAGGAGGAAAACACGGUGUAGAUGAAUACCUUGAAGUGAAGACUGUGACAAUUUCUGUACCAAAGAAAGUUUCAAACUAGAACAUAUGUUCUAUGAUUUAUAAAGAUGAAUUAAAAUGUUGUUUUUA
This is a messenger RNA of Zerene cesonia (dogface butterfly), 1529 nucleotides long. RefSeq names its product retinal dehydrogenase 1-like. The transcript is spliced from 11 exons. The record is from RefSeq and is a predicted model, not a curated record. Gene Ontology annotation, molecular function: aldehyde dehydrogenase (NAD+) activity. NCBI's taxonomy places the organism in Eukaryota, Metazoa, Arthropoda, Insecta, Lepidoptera, Pieridae. The coding region runs from base 16 to 1482 and encodes 488 amino acids.